UAUGUGCCUAUGAGGCAGGACCAUAUGUGUGUGAGGCUGCCGCUGUAUGGGAGGCCGAUUUCAUUGCAUUUCUGCUUACUGUAGCGGAGUGCAGGGGCUGCCCGUGGGCGAGGGUUCUGCUUAAGGUGAAUAUAGGAGACUGGUUCAGACGAGGCAAAGGUCCCUUACAUUCAAAAAUACUUUGCACCUUAUUGCUCCUAGCUCUACACCCUAAUAAAAUCAGGCCGGUGUAACUCUUCAGCUACCAACUAAAAAUGGUCAUUGAAGAAUGAUGGAAGCUCCUGAAUAUCUCGACUUGGAUGAAAUUGAUUUUAGCGAUGACAUAUCUUAUUCUAUAACAUCCCUGAAAACUAUUCCAGAGCUGUGCAGAAGAUGUGAUCCCCAGAAUGAUGACAGAUCAGUUUCCAGUACAAAUUGGAGCUGUGGAGUGUCAACUCUUAUUGGAAACACACAGAAGCCAACAGGAAUUGCAGAUGUCUAUAGUAAAUUCAGACCAGUGAAGAGAGUCUCCCCACUAAAACAUCAGCCAGAGAGCCCUCAAAUCAAUGAAAGUGAUGACCAAAAAGAAGAAAAAGAGGAAAAUCAUAAGAAUGGUGAUCCAGAUAAGUCUAGCACCACAGAGAAUAUCCCUACCGAUGAUGGGAGCUUUAAAAGUAAGAGUAUUGAAGCAAGUGUCUUGCUUGGUGAAAUUGAACAUUAUGACUUGGACAUGGAUGAGAUUUUGGAUGUGCCUUACAUCAAGUCCAGUCAACAGCUCAGUCUCUUUACUAAGGUUGCAGCAGAGACAAGGACUUCAAAUAUCUUCCCAUUGGUCAAAGGAAAGACUGGGACUAUUGGAAACGUGGAGAAUUUGCCAACAAAUGGUGCACAAUUUUGUGUGCUGUCCCCUGUUAAAAACUCUGCUCAGCCCUCUGUCCUUGAUCCAAACAGGCAUUUAUCUGGGGGAUUAGCGCUUUCUCAGUCUAGUAUUCAAAGUGGCUCAGUCCAUGAACCUGAAUACCAAAACAAGGGCUUUCUUAACAGAACUUUGUCUGAUUCCCAUGCACAGAAACUUGAAAAGAAUAUGCCAAACUGCCAGCUCAGGGCUUUCCAUCUGCAGGGAGCAGCUACCGAACCACAACUGGAUGGGAUAAAUGGUAAUUUGAACUGGAACUUUUCUGACGAAAGAAGUGAAGAUAUGAAGAAAAUUAAAAGCAUCAUAAACAUUGUUAAAGAAGGUCAAAUCUCCUUGCUGCCGCACAUUGCUGUUGAUAAUUUGGAUCAAAUCCAUGAUGAAAAUGGAAACAACCUUUUGCAUAUUGCUGCAUCCCAGGGACAUGCUGAAUGCCUGCAGCACCUUACUUCUCUGAUGGGCGAAGACUGCUUGAGUGAAAGGAAUGAUGAGAAGCUUACUCCUGCUGGUUUAGCUAUAAAGAGAGGUCAGCUGGAGUGCGUCCGCUGGAUGGUGAGUGAAACAGAAGCCAUUGCAGAAUUAAGCUGCUCUAAAGAUCACCCAAGCCUUAUCCAUUAUGCAGCUGGCUAUGGACAGGAAAAAAUACUGCUUUGGCUUCUUCAAUUCAUGCAAGAACAAGGGAUUUCCUUGGAUGAAAUUGACAAGUGUGGAAAUAGCGCCGUUCACAUUGCGUCCCAGCAUGGCUAUCUUGGCUGCAUACAGACGUUAGUUGAAUAUGGAGCAAAUGUGACCAUUCAGAAUCACGCUGGAGAUAAGCCCUCACAGAGCGCCGAACGCCAGGGCCACACUAUGUGCUCAAGAUACUUGGUUGUGGUGGAGACAUGCAUGUCCUUGGCCUCUCAAGUCGUGAAACUCACUAAACAGUUGAAAGAGCAGACGGCUGAGCGUAUCAAUUUACAGACUCACCUUCAGCAGCUACUGGAAGCUCACAGAACCGAGGGCAGAUCUCUCCCCACAUCCCCCAGCUCCCCAUCAUCACCAUCAUCCCCUGCAUCCGGCAGUCACCAGUGGAAGACAAGUGACCCAGAAGAUUUGAAUCCAAAAAGCAAACUUAACGGUUAUAAUGACAAUUAUCAAUCCCUGAAUGCAUCGGUUCCAAGCCGGCUGCGCUGCCGGGCACUAGACGAUGAGUCAGAUAAAAUCCUGCGCCAGUUACUGGGCAAGGACAUUGCUGAGAAUGUUUCUAGUCCAGAAAAAUUGUCCUUGGAAUUUCAAGAUGGCCAAGUCUCCCGGAGUGGGAAAAGGAUCCCCCCAGAAAAGAAAGAAUAUAAACUUGCCCGCUUACGGCAACUUAUGCAACGGUCCCUCAGCGAAUCUGACACGGACUCUAAUAAUUCCGAGGAUCAGAAGAAUCCUGUAGUCAGAAAAGUCGACAAGCCAAGGCCACAGCCCAUGGUAGAAAAUGUAGAGAACUCCGAAAAUCUACAGUUAAUUAUAAAAAAGCAUACUCAGGCAAAUUCCACAAGUAGAAGGUUUCCUUUUGGAUUAAAGUCUUCCAAAUCUACAGAUGGUCAUAGUCCAUCCCCAACAUCUGAAAGCAGUGACCCUGACUAUGAACCCCACUACCAGACGUCAAGCAUACCUCAGGGUUCAGGAGCAGCCGAAGCCAAUUCUUCCACACACAGCGGUUCUGCUCAAAAGACUACUAGUCCAAAAAGUGCCCUAAAAUCACCAUCUUCCAAACGAAGGACUUCACAAAACUUGAAAUUACGAGUAACGUUUGAGGAGCCUGUAGUGCAUGUGGAACAUAUUGAGGAUGUACCGAAUGAAGAAAAAGAGAAAGAGAAAGAAAGCAGCAAAGCUCUACAAAGGGCCCCAUCUAACGGUGAAUCAGGAGACCAGCAAAAGAGGCCGUUUGGGGCAUUAAGAUCCAUUAUGGAAAGUCUUAGUGGCAACCAGAACAAUAAUAACAAUUGCCAGACUGCAAACACAGCCAAACCAUCAUCCCCCUUUAAUUCAUUAGGGAGAAAGGCAGCAGAGGCAAAGACCAAUCCGGCAGGCCCAGCAAAGGGAAAAAACAAAACAGAAUCAUACACCUGCUGUGCCAGUCUUUCCUCUCCUAGGGCUCUGCUUGAGGACCUUGCUCCUAAUACAGCUGCAUGGCCUAAUAUGAUGGACAGAACAAUGAAGAUUUUGCUUGAUGAUACGAAUGCAAAAGAAGAAGAGAUGAAAGAAUUCUUCCUGUAAUGGCUGCUCAUGACUUAAGACAUGCCGAGCUUGUAGCCCAAGAGCUUACCAGCAACAGUGUACCGAUGCCUUACAUUUCUACUGCCUUUAUUUUUGCAAGCUGAUGAACAGAAGAUUCCCGUGGGCACAUUUUCUUAUGAUAAUCUAAACUUUCCUAAGGACUGCAAGCCUUUUUCUAUACUGUAAUAACUGCAUGAACUAGACUCAUUGCCUGGACAGACAUUUACACCAUUAGAUGCAUUUUCUUGUACAUUGAUUUUUUUUUUACCAGUUUGUUUUGUAUUUAUUACUGACAACAAAGUUGGAUCUUUUGCUGUGGCACCAUAAAAACCCACCUAAUAAAAAAAGAAAAUAACC
Xenopus laevis (African clawed frog) is the source of this 3496-nucleotide messenger RNA. RefSeq names its product synuclein alpha interacting protein L homeolog (gene sncaip.L). Lineage: Eukaryota; Metazoa; Chordata; Amphibia; Anura; Pipidae. The transcript is spliced from 13 exons. The coding region runs from base 269 to 3139 and encodes 956 amino acids. The record is from RefSeq and is a predicted model, not a curated record. Gene Ontology annotation, molecular function: ubiquitin protein ligase binding.